AUGGAUUCUGCAAGAAGUUGGUUUCACAAGUUUCAACCACGAGAGAAGCCCCGUAAAAAAGAUAUGUUCUCCGGAAGCACUUGUGGCGGUGGCGGCGCAGAAACCACCGUCCCCGACGGAGGAGACGAAACAGAAACGACGUCGAAACUUCCACCACUAGGCGGAGACGGAGGAGAAGCACUCUCUAAUACAACCAAACAAAAAGUUGCUGCAGCGAAGCAAUACAUCGAGAAUCAUUAUAAGGAACAGAUGAAGAACCUCAACGAGAGGAAAGAAAGACGAACAACGCUAGAGAAGAAGCUAGCAGAUGCAGAUGUAUGCGAAGAAGAUCAAAACAAUCUUAUAAAGUUUCUUGAGAAGAAAGAAACAGAGUACAUGAGACUCCAAAGGCAUAAAAUAAGUGCUGAUGAUUUCGAACUCCUAACUAUGAUCGGUAAAGGUGCUUUUGGAGAGGUUCGUGUUGUUAGAGAGAAGAACACAGGUCAUGUUUUUGCUAUGAAGAAACUCAAGAAAUCAGAAAUGCUUCGCCGAGGCCAGGUAGAGCAUGUAAGAGCAGAGAGGAAUCUAUUGGCAGAAGUAGACAGUUACUGUAUAGUGAAGCUUUACUGUUCUUUUCAAGACAACGAGUAUCUUUACCUGAUCAUGGAGUAUUUGCCCGGAGGCGAUAUGAUGACACUUCUGAUGAGGAAAGACACUUUAAGUGAAGAUGAAGCUAGGUUCUAUGUCGCUGAAGCUGUUUUGGCUAUCGAAUCUAUCCACAAACGCAACUAUAUCCACAGAGACAUAAAGCCGGAUAACUUGUUGCUUGAUAGACAUGGACAUUUGAGGUUGUCUGAUUUUGGACUAUGUAAGCCAUUGGAUUGUAGUGUUAUUGAAGGAGAAGAUUUCUUGGUAGGCAAUUCGGGUAGCGGAGGAGGUUCAGAGAAGGAAGAGAGUGCGUCAACCGCUCCUAGACCCGACGGAGGAGACGAAACAGAAACGACGUCGAAACUUCCACCACUAGGCGGAGACGGAGGAGAAGCACUCUCUAAUACAACCAAACAAAAAGUUGCUGCAGCGAAGCAAUACAUCGAGAAUCAUUAUAAGGAACAGAUGAAGAACCUCAACGAGAGGAAAGAAAGACGAACAACGCUAGAGAAGAAGCUAGCAGAUGCAGAUGUAUGCGAAGAAGAUCAAAACAAUCUUAUAAAGUUUCUUGAGAAGAAAGAAACAGAGUACAUGAGACUCCAAAGGCAUAAAAUAAGUGCUGAUGAUUUCGAACUCCUAACUAUGAUCGGUAAAGGUGCUUUUGGAGAGGUUCGUGUUGUUAGAGAGAAGAACACAGGUCAUGUUUUUGCUAUGAAGAAACUCAAGAAAUCAGAAAUGCUUCGCCGAGGCCAGGUAGAGCAUGUAAGAGCAGAGAGGAAUCUAUUGGCAGAAGUAGACAGUUACUGUAUAGUGAAGCUUUACUGUUCUUUUCAAGACAACGAGUAUCUUUACCUGAUCAUGGAGUAUUUGCCCGGAGGCGAUAUGAUGACACUUCUGAUGAGGAAAGACACCUUAAGUGAAGAUGAAGCUAGGUUCUAUGUCGCUGAAGCUGUUUUGGCUAUCGAAUCUAUCCAUAAACGCAACUAUAUCCACAGGGACAUAAAGCCGGAUAACUUGUUGCUUGAUAGACAUGGACAUUUGAGGUUGUCUGAUUUUGGACUAUGUAAGCCAUUGGAUUGUAGUGUUAUUGAAGGAGAAGAUUUCUUGGUAGGCAAUUCGGGUAGCGGAGGAGGUUCAGAGAAGGAAGAGAGUGCGUCAACCGCUCCUAGACGUUCGCAGCAAGAACAAUUGCAACAUUGGCAGAAGAAUCGAAGAAUGCUUGCUUACUCAACCGUUGGUACACCAGACUACAUUGCACCUGAAGUCUUGUUAAAGAAAGGAUACGGCAUGGAAUGUGAUUGGUGGUCACUAGGAGCUAUAAUGUACGAGAUGCUUGUUGGGUAUCCACCCUUUUACGCCGNCAAACGCAACUAUAUCCACAGAGACAUAAAGCCGGAUAACUUGUUGCUUGAUAGACAUGGACAUUUGAGGUUGUCUGAUUUUGGACUAUGUAAGCCAUUGGAUUGUAGUGUUAUUGAAGGAGAAGAUUUCUUGGUAGGCAAUUCGGGUAGCGGAGGAGGUUCAGAGAAGGAAGAGAGUGCGUCAACCGCUCCUAGACGUUCGCAGCAAGAACAAUUGCAACAUUGGCAGAAGAAUCGAAGAAUGCUUGCUUACUCAACCGUUGGUACACCAGACUACAUUGCACCUGAAGUCUUGUUAAAGAAAGGAUACGGCAUGGAAUGUGAUUGGUGGUCACUAGGAGCUAUAAUGUACGAGAUGCUUGUUGGGUAUCCACCCUUUUACGCCGACGACCCAAUGUCUACUUGUAGAAAGAUAGUGAAUUGGAAAACACAUUUGAAGUUCCCUGAAGAAGCAAGGCUACCAGGAGCAGCAAGGGAUCUUAUUGGUAAGCUUUUGUGUAGCGUUAACGAACGAUUAGGCUCUACUACUGGUGCCUCCCAAAUUAAGGCACAUCCUUGGUUCGAAGGUGUAGAGUGGGAAAAUAUUUACCAAAUGGAAGCUGCGUUUAUUCCUGAGGUCAACGACGAUUUGGAUACUCAAAACUUUGAGAAGUUCGAUGAGGAAGAUAAUCAAACUCAAGCACCCUGUAGAACAGGGCCAUGGAGAAAAAUGUUAUCUUCAAAAGACAUAAAUUUUGUCGGCUACACAUACAAAAACUUCGAAAUCGUCAACGAUUAUCAAGUCCCCGGUAUAGCCGAACUAAAAAGGAAAGAGACAAAACCAAAGAGACCAUCGGUUAAGUCACUAUUCGAGAGCGAAUCGGAGGAGGAGUCGUCGUCGUCAGGUGGUUCGGAGCAACAGACCAUUGACAGGAGCUUCUCGAAUCCGACGCCUCGUGGAAUGGAACCCAACCUGAGACGUCCAGACUCUGAGUAAUUAAACUAAAAGUAAACCAAAUCGAGUUGGAGACAAAUGCCAAAUACAGAGAAUAAAACAAUUCUUCUUUUCUUUUA
Messenger RNA from Camelina sativa (false flax), 3041 nucleotides. The record is from RefSeq and is a predicted model, not a curated record. Lineage: Eukaryota; Viridiplantae; Streptophyta; Magnoliopsida; Brassicales; Brassicaceae.